Molecule: messenger RNA, 2821 nt
Organism: Macrobrachium nipponense
Lineage: Eukaryota; Metazoa; Arthropoda; Malacostraca; Decapoda; Palaemonidae
Gene: Stt3B
Product: dolichyl-diphosphooligosaccharide--protein glycosyltransferase subunit STT3B-like
Exons: 15
Coding region: 268-2616 (782 amino acids)
Biological process (GO): post-translational protein modification
Cellular component (GO): membrane
Molecular function (GO): dolichyl-diphosphooligosaccharide-protein glycotransferase activity
Source: RefSeq, a predicted model, not a curated record
UGACGUGGUAUUUGGGAGACCGGCGUUAGACGUCAACCGGGAGUUUGUUUACAUCUGAUGCUGCACAAGUGUCCGAUUAGGAAAGGAGAGAUGACAUUGCAUUCACCCUUUUAAGUUUCCCUUCCGCCAAAUUUCAAACAGAUCCUCAUAUUUAUUUACAUCUUUAGUGUUAUGACAUAGCUUAAUCGAGCGCCUAUCCCGGGUCAUCGGAGAAUUCACGUCUGCAUGGUAGUCCAAGAGUCAGUUAGGUAGUUCCACUGCACAACCAUGGGGCGGACACAAGCAAAGGCUAAUCAUGCAAUGUCGAGUCCAGUUGGAGUCAAAAGUCUCCUGGUGUUCACGGUGCUUCUCCUGGCAUGGAUGGCCGGUUUUCUUUCAAGACUCUUCGCUGUUAUACGUUUCGAGAGCAUCAUCCAUGAGUUUGAUCCAUGGUUCAAUUAUAGAGCUACUGCACAUAUGGUCAAAAAUGGCUAUUACAAUUUCCUCAACUGGUUUGAUGAGCGAGCUUGGUACCCACUUGGCAGAAUAGUUGGGGGCACUGUAUACCCUGGGCUUAUGGUCACCUCUGGAAGUAUUCAUUAUGUUCUCAACCUUCUCAACAUCCCAGUACAUAUUCGUGAUAUAUGUGUCUUCUUAGCACCAAUAUUCAGUGGUCUGACAGCAAUUGCCACAUAUUUCUUAACCAAAGAGAUAUGGUCUGCAGGAGCUGGUCUGUUUGCAGCUUGCUUUAUUGCUGUUGUACCUGGUUAUAUUAGUCGAUCAGUUGCUGGAAGUUAUGACAAUGAAGGCAUUGCUAUAUUUGCACUUAUGUUUACAUAUUUCUUGUGGGUGAAGUCUGUGAAGACAGGAAGUCUUUUCUGGGCAACAAUGGCAUCAUUGUCAUACUUCUACAUGGUAAGUGCAUGGGGUGGAUAUGUGUACAUCAUCAACCUCAUACCCCUGCACAUAUUUACCUUAUUGCUCAUGGGACGUUUCUCUCACCGUGUCUACACUGCUUAUACUACCUUCUACAUUUUGGGGCUCAUAUGCUCCAUGCAAAUUCCUUUUGUAGGCUUCCAGCCCAUCAGGACAUCAGAACACAUGGCAGCAGCAGGUGUGUUUGCCCUUUUGAAUGCAGUUGCUGUGUUGAAAUAUCUUCAAAGUGUAAUGACACAAGCAGAAUUCAGGCACUUCUUCAUUGUUGCUGCGGGUACUGCUGCUGGUCUCGUCUUCCUUGUGGUUGUGGGUCUAACAUGGAUGGGAGUUGUUGCACCAUGGAGUGGCAGAUUCUACUCAUUAUGGGAUACAGGAUAUGCCAAAAUUCACAUUCCUAUUAUUGCAUCUGUGUCAGAGCAUCAACCUACCACAUGGUUCAGCUUUUUCUUUGACCUUCACAUUCUUGUUGCAACGUUCCCUGUUGGACUGUGGUAUUGCAUCAAGAAUAUAAAUGACGAAAGAGUAUUUAUUGUAUUAUUUGCGGUUAGUGCUGUCUACUUUGCUGGUGUUAUGGUGAGGCUGAUGUUAACACUCACUCCUGUUGUUUGUGUCCUGGGCGGCAUUGCCUUCUCUCAACUUUUUGAAGUUUAUCUCAAGGAAGAGGAACCUUCUCGCCCAAGUGUAGGAGAUUCAAGUGAUGAUGAUGAGGAUGGUGAGAAAAAUAACAGAUAUGAUAAAGCUGGGAAGCUGCGAAAAAUGAAACACGAACAACAGGCAACUAAUGAUGGCCUAGGUGUAAAUAUCAGGAGCAUGGUCAUAGUUGCUGUACUGAUGAUUCUUAUGAUGUUUUCCGUCCACUGCACCUGGGUCACUUCAAAUGCAUAUUCAUCACCAUCAAUAGUAUUAGCUUCUUAUGGCCAAGAUGGGAGCCGUCAGAUCCUUGAUGAUUUCCGUGAAGCAUACUACUGGCUGGCUCAGAAUACCGACGAUGAUGCACGUGUAAUGUCAUGGUGGGAUUAUGGCUAUCAAAUAGCUGGUAUGGCAAACAGAACUACCCUUGUUGAUAACAACACUUGGAAUAAUUCGCAUAUUGCUCUUGUUGGAAAAGCAAUGUCUUCUAAUGAAACUGCAGCUUAUGGCAUCAUGACUGCACUAGAUGUUGACUAUGUGCUUGUAAUAUUUGGUGGUGUCAUUGGCUAUUCAGGAGAUGACAUCAACAAAUUUCUGUGGAUGGUUAGAAUUGCUGAAGGAGAACAUCCAAAGGAGAUAAGAGAAAGUGAUUACUUCACAGACCGUGGGGAGUUCAGAGUAGAUUCGGAGGGUUCAUCAACUCUCUUGAACUGCCUCAUGUACAAGCUGUCCUAUUAUCGCUUUGGUGAACUUAAGCUGGACUUCAGAACACCUCCAGGCUUUGACAGAACGAGAAAUACAGUUAUUGGUAAUAAAGAUUUUAAGUUGACCUACCUAGAAGAAGCUUACACAACAGAACACUGGCUUGUUCGAAUUUAUAGAGUUAAAAAGCCUGAUGAGUUCAACCGACCUCGCAUUCCAAUAUCACAAAGGAAAGUCAGGAGGAGGAAUGUCUACAUCACAAAGAAGGAGCUAUAUAGCGAUCAUGAUACGAGCAAGAAGCGCCGUGGAACUAUCAAGAAUCGGCCAGUAGUAGUAAAGGGUCAUCGACCCAAAGCAAAGCCUACUUAGUGUUACCGUUUGUAGUUUUUUUUUAUUAUUAUUAUUGUUUUUGUUACUUCUAAUGAGCUUGUGAAAUUUGUUACAUUAUUUUGUUUUGUAAAUGUUUGAUUUUUGAAUCAGGGGUUUAGAUUUGUCUUCUUAAAAGUUCUUAAUAUAUGCAACCAGUAUAGGGAAAAUGAGUUGUAUUAUUCACCAAUAAAGGAGUUUGGUGAAA